Molecule: messenger RNA, 839 nt
Organism: Notothenia coriiceps (black rockcod)
Lineage: Eukaryota; Metazoa; Chordata; Actinopteri; Perciformes; Nototheniidae
Product: slit homolog 2 protein-like
Exons: 4
Coding region: 420-839 (139 amino acids)
Cellular component (GO): plasma membrane
Molecular function (GO): protein binding
Source: RefSeq, a predicted model, not a curated record
UCUUUCUCUAUUCCCUCUCUCUUCAGGCGAGCAGAGCAGAGCGGGACUGAGUGAGAGGAGGACAGAGACGCAGACGUGUGCAGACCAGAGCACAGCAACUCCACAGAGACAAGAGAGGAGAAGAGUUUACAAGGAGAAAACAAGAGAAAGAACAAAACAAGCUUUUUUUAACAUCAGCAAACUGUGGUGGAUAUCAUACCUACAUCAAAGUAAAUAUAGAAGAACAAAAAGGAAUUUGCUUCACAGCUUAGAGGAACAUAUUAGCAUUUAUUUUAGUUUUGUCUUCUAUUUAUACACAUAUUUCAUUAUUUUAAAGGACUUGCAAGGUGUAGCAGGACUCUUUUUUUCCUCCAGAGAAAAGGUGGACAGAGAGAAGUAAGGGUUUUGUUGAAGAAGAGCUGUCUGCAGUGGAGGUGAAUAUGCCCGUCAGAGGUAGCUGCUUUGGGGCAGGCAUGGGACAGCUUGCCCUCUGGAUGUGGGUGGGGAUGCUCUGCGCUCUGCUCGUGGGCCACAGCAGCGCCUGCCCAGCCCUUUGUACCUGCAGCGGCACCACAGUGGACUGCCAUGGACUGGGUCUCAAAACCAUGCCAAGGAAUAUCCCCCGCACCAGUGAGAGACUGGAGCUGAAUGGGAAUAACCUCACACGCAUCACCAAGAGUGACUUCGCUGGACUCAAGUACAUCCGAGUUCUGCAGCUGAUGGAGAAUCAGAUUACUGUGAUCGAGCGUGGAGCUUUUGAUGACAUGAAAGAGCUGGAGAGACUGCGGCUGAACCGUAAUCAACUGCAGCAGCUUCCUGAGUUGCUGUUUCAGAAGAACCCUGCCCUGUCUCGACUGUAA